AUGCAACUAGUCACUCCUUUAAUCGCGCUCGCAUGUGCGGGCGUUCUUGUAGAAGCGAGCGGUCACUCCAGUUUCGAGGUCGUCCGCAUGUCGAACAUGCACGGCGAUGGGCAACACGGGCGGCUGGCGCGUCGCGCCCCUCACCCAACGGACGGUGCGGUGCCCAAAACAAGCACAAGUGGGCUGCUGCUCAAGAACCAGACCGCCAGCGCCGAACCCAAAGCAGCUACUACGCAGACCAGUAUAGAUGCCAACUAUGGCGCGAUGUCGAUAUUGUCGCAAGGCUUGAUCAACGUGCUGUCCUCUUGCGGGCCUAUAGGUGCUACCUUGGACGUGACGUCUGUCAGUGGACCUAACGGCGGCAUCGACUGGCUUAAUUGCGGUGUCAAUGCAGGCGGCUGGCAGCCUCCCUACGUUACGGUCAACGACCUCGUCACGAAGGACUUAGGCACGGCCAUCCAGGAACUUGACAGCCCGUUCAGAGCGUGUUCAUCCUUCGUGGAUCUGUUUGAGCAGUACGCGAAGGAGUUCGGAGUGCCGUCCAUCCUGAUCGCAUCUAUUGCUAUGCAAGAGAGCACGUGUAACCCGGAGACUCAAGGCGGUGGCGGCGAGCAAGGGCUCAUGCAGCUUACGCAGGACAAGUGCGGUGCUGCACCGAAUGGUAAUUGCAAGGAUCCUGCGUACAACAUCCGGACGGGCGCCCACUACUUUGCGAACACCCUCAAGAACAACAACGGCAAUGUCCUCCUCACCCUGGGCAACUAUAACGGAUGGCCUGAGGGUAUGACAUACGGCCAGGCUGUCGCGGCCGCCGAUGGACCUUGCUGUCGCUGCCAGAACAAUCUUGACUACAUACAUCAGAAUGUCAACGGGUGGAUGCAGAACGUCAACCCAUACGACAGCAACCCGCGCAUGGGCAAGUACUUCAACCUGGACAAGUGCUUCGCCUGAAGACUCAGGACGAUCCAUAUCUUCCUUUCCUUCUCCGCAUGUAUCAUCCUCUCCAUGUCAGAUUUCCAUGUAUCCAUCGCGGACACGCCUGUAUUGUUCACCGUCCGCUACAUCAUGUAUUUUCGCGAUGGUUUAUAUCGUUGUGCAAGUUGUUCCUUGUAUCGGACGGAAAUUGUAGGUUCACUCUGAGGCAACUGCAGUCCCACUGGCAGGGCCGCGGCCAGCCGUUGCAGUACCGGGCGCCUCUUCUGCCAGUAGACCGUACGC
Molecule: messenger RNA, 1218 nt
Organism: Fomitopsis serialis
Lineage: Eukaryota; Fungi; Basidiomycota; Agaricomycetes; Polyporales; Fomitopsidaceae
Product: lysozyme-like domain-containing protein
Exons: 7
Coding region: 1-951 (316 amino acids)
Source: RefSeq, a predicted model, not a curated record